Molecule: messenger RNA, 844 nt
Organism: Astyanax mexicanus (Mexican tetra)
Lineage: Eukaryota; Metazoa; Chordata; Actinopteri; Characiformes; Acestrorhamphidae
Product: histone H1
Exons: 1
Coding region: 79-627 (182 amino acids)
Biological process (GO): nucleosome assembly
Cellular component (GO): nucleosome
Molecular function (GO): DNA binding; structural constituent of chromatin
Source: RefSeq, a predicted model, not a curated record
GCUAGCAGAAGUCUUCCUCUUCUUGCUAUCUGCAUCCUCACUCGUUACACGCCCUACUGCAACAAGUCACGGACGGUCAUGUCUGAGGCAGCCCCAGCUCCAGCAGCUCCUGCUAAAUCGCCAAAGCGGAGGUCAACGAAGGCCAAGAAGACCGGCCCCACAGUCUCCGACCUGGUUCUGAAGGUGGUGUCUGCGAGCAAGGAACGCAAGGGCAUCUCUCUGGCUACUCUGAAGAAAGGCCUGUCUUCUUCCGGCUAUGAUGUGAUCAAGAACAGCUUCCGCGUUCGACUGGCCGUCAGACGCCUGCUCACCAGCGGUCGGCUAACUCAGACCAAAGGCACUGGAGCAUCUGGAUCCUUCAAAAUCGGAGAAAAGGCAGCAAAGAAGAAAACCGUCAAGAAAGCCAAGAAGCCUCGGGCCAAGAAAGUCAAGGCCAAGAAGACAAGGGCGAAGAAACCAGCCGGGGCCAAGAAGUCUCCAAAGAAGUCUUCUCCAAAGAAGAAGAGAAAGACCAAGAGCCCCAAAAAGAGCCCCAAGAAGGCCAAAAUACCUGCAGCCAAGAAGACCAAGAGUCCCCGAAAGACGACACGCAGAUCCAGAGCCAAAGCUCCAGCCAAACAGCAGUGAGUUCAAGCAACUGGACAGUGACUAUUCUGGUACCUGCUGCUGCUGUUGGGUGACCAUGUUUAGGAACUCUUGAUGUGCUUGAUUUGUGCUCUGUGCAUGUUUUAAACCAUAUGGUUAGAUUAGAUAGUCUGGAUUUACCUGUCAUCUUUGCUUUGUAAACUAAUGGCAUUCUGAAUGUCCAAGCUUUAAUAAAAACUAUGAUGUAUAAAGAAUAAAA